GGCGUUUCGUUCGGACAAUUUCCCCGUUACGACUUUCCUUCGUGGCGGCCUUCUCCUCGCCUCUGUUCCUACAUCGAGGCGUCACGUAUCGACGUUUCGUCGUGUCGACACUGCUGGCCCGCUGUCCUGUCGCCAAACGUCCAAACGUCUCUCCUGUCUUCGAUCCUCUUCCGCCGAUAUUCCAAAUUUUCAAAUCCCCGGGGAACAACGAACGUGGUACAGUGGUUACAAGUGAAAUUACAUACAAGUGAUGGUGAUCAUGGACAGUGAGCGUUGACGAUUUCUGCCAGAAGAAGAAGAAGAAGAAGAAGAGACGCACGUGCGCGAGCAUACUUUCGAUCCGACUUUCUAUUAUUUUUCGUCGGAAUUUUUCUCGGCUCGGAAUUCCUGUGUCAAAUUCAUUUCGAUAUAAUCGCAUUUCUAUUUUUCUCGCUCCCAGCUAAACUGUUCAAAUCCGGUUCAGAUCCGGAUCCGGUUAAUCGACUCGGCUAUGGAUAUUAAAGAUAUUUGAAAAAAAAUAUCUUGGCAAUUUCGUUAGAUUGUGUUAUGUGCGUUAUUCCAGCAAAUUGGAACGUGGACUCGGAAGCGGAUCGGAAAAGUGGGAUAAAAGAAUCGAGAAGCUCAAAAAGGGAGAGAGAGAAGCAAAAUGAGGAUAACUUGCUUACUCUUUGGCCUCUCGUUGCUGUUGGUUUACGUGCACUCCAAUCCGAUCGUCAAGAGGGAGACGGAGCCCGUCGAGCUCAAUCCAUUGAACGAGAUAUACGUGGUGGAGGCCGAGGAUGACCGAGGGGGCGAGGAGAGGGCCGACAGGGACAAGAGGAAGAUCGCAGUGGCGAAGCUGGGCGUAUCCAACGGCAUAAUCAAUUUCGUCUUCAACAAACUGGAUUCGUUGAUCGACGCCAAGACGAAAGCUCUGAGCGAUCUGGACGAGACGAAUCGAAUAAAGAACAAGGCUUACGGGAUCGACGUGAACAAGUCUGCGACCAGCAAGUUCAUCAGCGAGCUGGUGAACGCGAAAAUUCAAUCGGCGACAGGGAGCAUCGGGCCGGUGGUGAGCACUGCCCAAAACUUCUUCUCGAACACGAAGAGCGGAUUGACGAAUGCGUUCGUCUCGAAACUGGCCCCCCUCAGCUCCAUCGCCACCGGUUUGAGCUCUCCGCCCUCCACUGGGGACAACAAGGAGAAUUACGAAACCAAAACGUCGAACGCACUCAACUUUCUAGGAAACAUUUUGAACGCCCAGCUUGGCGUGUUGUCGAACUCGAAGGGUCUUUCUAGCGAUUCGCCGUUUUCCGAAGGGAUCUCGACCACGACGGAGGAUAUCCCCGAAUUCGAUAGAACGAAGGUGAACUUGGACAUACCCCCGAUGGUGUUCGGUAGCGGUUUCACAACCAUCACCAAUAUCAGCAAAAUCCUGAGCAACGUGAUCACCAACUCAGCCCGUCGAACGCAAACGUUGCUGGAGGUGUUCAAACCGUUCUUCCGUGGAGUAUUCGCGAUCAAGGGCCUAUCUUCGGAUUAGAAGAUGCUCCUCGAGGAUCAUAGAAGGAUGCUAGGACCAAUUGCCAUCUCACUCAUGGAGCAUUUCCACGGAGAAUUCCCGUUUCGAGGGACCGUGCAAAUGAUAGCCUGAGAAAUGAUAGUCUAGAUAGAAUACGAAUUUUAGGGGUCGCAGAGAUCAGCGUAGUUAAAAGGUGAUUGUUGGAAAGGGGGGAAUAAUAUUUAAUUGUGCGUCCCUUGUGCAAGAACCGCCAAGAAAUUUCCUCUUCGCGCGUGAAAAUAUUUAUUACAAAUUUUCGAGAAACGUGUCAAAAAUCUUCAUUGUUUCAUCUUAUAUACAAAUUAAUGUCGAAUAAUGAUGGCGCGCGUCCCGUGGUUCCGGCGUGAAAUGUAUACGCGUUUACAUGCGGCCGUUCACGGGUGAUCAAACUUGGCGUUUCCUUUUGUACGUAAAUUCGUUGCCAUAAAUUGCGACACUGUUUGCCAGAAAGUGUAGCUCGCGUGUCGUAAAACGUACGUACGUAACGAUGUAAUAUUUUACAUCAUACGGCUAUUUAACGUACCGUGAGCGUAAAGUUCGCUCCUCGGCGGUUGUAACGUUGUAACGAACAUACGCUUGCUUGAUUUAAAGCUUGUUAAUUGCGUUUCCGACGAGCCGUGUUAAAAUAAACGUGCGAGCAUAUCGAAUCGAUUAAACUCUUCACUCCUUACUUCCUUACUGUAUGUAAAACGCGAAUCUUAAAAUACCAACUUAUCGUAUUGAUUUCUUUUCCUGAAUUCUCUCGGAGAAGUCUUUUUUUUCUUUCUUUUUCUUUCUUUUUAGGUAAGAUGAAGCAAACACCCGUCGUUAAAAUUAAUCGUCCAUAAUAUCGAUAACGCGUCCCUUCUGCUCGGAUGAAAAGAAACUUUGUCGCGCUACCUCGAAUCUAAUUGCGCAAUCGUUUACUAAUCGAAUCGUAAUAGUGUGUAUGUAUGGAUUCGUUCCGAAUAUUAGCUAAUAUAAUAUCCAUUUAACUGGCUUGGUUCAAAAUUUGGAAAUCGUACAAGGAAUUUAUAAAUACGUAAAUUUAUAAAUAUACAUGUGAUUUUAAUCGUGA
Molecule: messenger RNA, 2597 nt
Organism: Apis mellifera (honey bee)
Lineage: Eukaryota; Metazoa; Arthropoda; Insecta; Hymenoptera; Apidae
Exons: 7
Coding region: 647-1522 (291 amino acids)
Source: RefSeq, a predicted model, not a curated record